This is a messenger RNA of Rhopalosiphum padi (bird cherry-oat aphid), 1794 nucleotides long. RefSeq lists its product as uncharacterized. NCBI's taxonomy places the organism in Eukaryota, Metazoa, Arthropoda, Insecta, Hemiptera, Aphididae. Bases 1 to 1794 code for a protein of 597 amino acids. The record is from RefSeq and is a predicted model, not a curated record. The transcript is spliced from 13 exons.
AUGAUCCAGAUUAAUUUAAUUUUUGAUUAUAUCACAUCGAUAUUAACAAAACAACCUUUUGAGUUUAAUCAUGAAAAAAGUAUGUACAUUAAUGUAUUAAGUGAACUUAGAUCAUUAGAAAAAUACCAUCAAUCGAUUUUGGAUAUCAAAGAACGAAUUAUUAAAGCAGACAUAGUGUACAAAUAUUUAGGAACUGAUGAAGAAAAAUCAGACAAUAAUUUUAUAUAUUACAAAGAGUCAUUAAACUCUCAACCAGUAAAAUCAAUGGAACUAAAACUAAAAAAAAAAAAAGCUAUAAUUGAAUCAAAACAAAAAAUAUUAAAUAUAUUAAUUACAACAUAUUUAUUUCAGAGACUGUCGAAGAGAAAAAUCAAAGGAGAAAUUGAACAAGCUAGACUUAUGUUUCUUGAAGUUAAUAAUGCAUUAGAUACAUCACUAAACGUACAAAAUAAAUUACUUUCACAAAAUACCUCAAAUAAGGCAAAAAUUGCAGAAAUAUUAGUACAAAUUAAUUCAAUUGAAAGUCAAUUAAAAAAACGAGUUUCAGAUUUUAAGUUAAGCGUUAAUGAACUAGAAACAAGUAUAAAAGAAGUUUCAAAGGAAAUUUUUUCGGAUUUUGAAUUUAAAUAUAAUGAAAAAGAAUAUAUAAAACAAAAAUUCAGUAUAAUUAACCCGGAAUUUAGUUUUUUCAAUAAGUAUAAAGAAGUAAGGGAAAUUAUUGAUUCUCUUGAACAAACGAAUGUAUUGAAACCAAUAAACUCGUUUACACAUAGUAAAAGUUUAUUGUAUGAUGUUGAUUGGACUGAUUUUCUAAUAACUCAUAAUCUUUUGAAUGAAACAAUUCUUAUAAAUUUACAACAGAACUACAAUACAGUGACCUCUUUAAAUACGUUAAUGAACAAUAUAAAUUUUAUGGAACAAGAGAUUAUUGCGAAUUUAAAAAAUGCUACUUAUUUUAUUAACAAUGUUCGAUCAAAACGGGAUGUAAACACACAAGUUUUAAAAAAGUUAAAUGACGAAUUGUUUGAAUCGAAGAAAAGGAAUAAGCUCAUGAUGAAAAGUUAUGAAAACAGUGAUGAUUUAGAAGUUGAAUAUAUUAAAAAUAUUCAUAAUUUAGAAAAUACAAUUCACAAGUCUAAUAUUCAAUUGACUGUAACAAGUAAAAAUAUCAAAAAGUUAUAUGAUGAUUUAGAAUGCUUAGAUUCAUUAUUCCAAACAACUAAAAAAAAGUACACAGAUCAACUGAUGAGUGGUUCAUAUCUAGUAGAGUUACGAAACGACAAACAACCAAGUAAGGUGACGUUAUUGUAUGAAAAACUAAAAAUAAAUCAGAACAGACAUAACGAAUUAUUAACAAAGCGGAAAGAAAUCAUCGUGGAUGAAUUUAAUAAAAAAAAAACAACUUCUGAAGCAAUAGUUAGAAAAAAAUCUAAUGAUAUUAUUGGCUCUAGAAAUGUAAUUGCAUCUUAUGAAAAUAACAUAAAAACAUACAAAAAAUUUAUACUACAAUUUACAGACAUAAAUGUAUCUAUAGAAAAUGCUAUUAAAGUUCAUCAAAAUAUUCAUGGAAAAUUAGAACAGUUGGAAAAUGAAGAAAUAGAACUUACAGGCUCUAAUAAUAUGUAUAUUAAUGAAAUCGACGAAUUAAAUAAAGAAGUCGAACUUAUAAAAAUUAGUUCAAAACGGGAUGAAUUAAAAAUACAAUCUCAAAUAGAUAAUUUGAAUGAAAAACUUCAACAAAUAACCAGUGCUAAUGAAAGCCUAAAAAUGGAAUUGAAUAAAAAUAAAAUAUAA